Musca vetustissima is the source of this 2101-nucleotide messenger RNA. RefSeq names its product endoplasmic reticulum chaperone BiP (gene Hsc70-3). Bases 43 to 2007 code for a protein of 654 amino acids. The transcript is spliced from 2 exons. Gene Ontology annotation, cellular component: membrane; cytoplasm; nucleus. NCBI's taxonomy places the organism in Eukaryota, Metazoa, Arthropoda, Insecta, Diptera, Muscidae. The record is from RefSeq and is a predicted model, not a curated record. Gene Ontology annotation, biological process: cellular response to unfolded protein; endoplasmic reticulum unfolded protein response; protein refolding. Gene Ontology annotation, molecular function: ATP hydrolysis activity; ATP binding; heat shock protein binding.
UAAAUACACUUCAGUGAACAGAAGAAAUCAAAUAAAAUCAAAAUGAGAUUAUUUGCAUUAUUGGCCGUAGUGGCCUUUGUUGGCCUCGCACUUGGUGACGAGAAAAAAGAUAAGGACAUUGGCACAGUCAUUGGUAUUGAUUUGGGUACCACCUACUCUUGUGUUGGUGUUUACAAAAAUGGACGUGUUGAAAUUAUUGCCAACGAUCAAGGUAACCGUAUCACCCCAUCCUAUGUUGCCUUCACCGCCGAUGGUGAACGUUUGAUUGGUGAUGCUGCCAAGAAUCAAUUGACCACAAAUCCUGAAAACACCGUAUUCGAUGCUAAACGUUUGAUUGGUCGCGAAUGGUCCGAUACCAAUGUCCAACAUGACAUCAAAUACUUCCCCUUCAAGGUUGUCGAAAAGAACUCCAAGCCACACAUUAGCGUUGACACAUCCCAAGGCAAGAAGGUCUUUGCCCCCGAGGAAAUCUCUGCUAUGGUCUUGUCGAAAAUGAAGGAAACCGCUGAAGCCUACUUGGGCAAGAAGGUUACCCACGCUGUUGUCACUGUACCCGCUUACUUCAACGAUGCCCAACGUCAAGCCACCAAAGAUGCUGGCGUCAUUGCUGGUUUGAAUGUUAUGCGUAUCAUCAACGAACCUACCGCCGCCGCCAUUGCCUACGGUUUGGACAAGAAGGAAGGUGAAAAGAAUGUCUUGGUCUUCGAUUUGGGCGGUGGUACCUUCGAUGUCUCCUUGUUGACCAUUGAUAACGGUGUCUUUGAAGUCGUCUCAACCAACGGUGACACUCACUUGGGUGGUGAAGAUUUCGAUCAACGUGUCAUGGAUCACUUCAUCAAGUUGUACAAGAAGAAGAAGGGCAAGGAUAUCCGCAAGGACAACCGUGCCGUCCAAAAAUUGCGUCGUGAAGUUGAAAAGGCCAAGCGUGCUUUGUCCAGUGCCCAUCAAGUCCGUAUUGAAAUUGAAUCCUUCUUCGAAGGUGAAGACUUCUCUGAAACCUUGACCCGUGCUAAAUUCGAAGAAUUGAACAUGGACUUGUUCCGUUCCACCUUGAAACCCGUUCAAAAGGUCUUGGAAGAUGCUGACAUGAACAAGAAGGAUGUCCAUGAAAUUGUCUUGGUUGGUGGCUCCACUCGUAUCCCCAAGGUCCAACAAUUGGUUAAGGACUUCUUCGGUGGCAAGGAACCAUCCCGCGGUAUCAAUCCCGAUGAAGCUGUUGCCUACGGUGCUGCUGUACAAGCUGGUGUCCUCUCUGGUGAACAAGAUACCGAUGCUAUUGUCUUGCUCGAUGUCAACCCCUUGACCAUGGGUAUUGAAACUGUUGGUGGUGUCAUGACCAAAUUGAUUCCCCGCAACACUGUCAUCCCAACCAAGAAAUCUCAAAUCUUCUCCACCGCUUCCGAUAACCAACACACCGUCACCAUCCAAGUCUACGAAGGUGAACGUCCCAUGACCAAGGAUAACCACUUGUUGGGCAAAUUCGAUCUUACCGGCAUUCCCCCAGCUCCUCGUGGCAUUCCUCAAAUCGAAGUCAGUUUCGAAAUCGAUGCCAACGGUAUCUUGCAAGUCAGUGCUGAAGACAAGGGCACCGGUAACAAGGAAAAGAUUGUCAUCACCAAUGACCAAAACCGUCUCACCCCCGAAGAUAUCGAACGUAUGAUCCACGACGCCGAGAAAUUCGCCGAUGAAGACAAGAAACUCAAGGAGAAGGUUGAAAGCCGCAACGAAUUGGAAUCCUAUGCCUACAGUCUCAAGAACCAAAUCGGUGACAAGGAAAAACUCGGUGCCAAGUUGAGCGAAGACGAAAAGGUCAAAAUGGAAGCUGCCAUCGAUGAAUCGAUCAAAUGGUUGGAAACCAAUGCCGAUGCUGAUCCCGAAGAAUACAAGAAACAAAAGAAGGACUUGGAAGCCAUUGUCCAACCCAUCAUUGCCAAGUUGUACCAAGGCACCGGUGGUGUCCCACCCACAGACAGUGAAGACAGCGAUGACUUGAAGGAUGAACUGUAAAUCGUUCCACUCAGCGAUAUAUAGGUUCUAGUUCUAGUUUAGUUGUAGUUCGCAGUUUAGUUAAAGAAAAAACAAAAACAAACAAGCAGACUGA